Laccaria bicolor S238N-H82 is the source of this 1287-nucleotide messenger RNA. RefSeq lists its product as uncharacterized. NCBI's taxonomy places the organism in Eukaryota, Fungi, Basidiomycota, Agaricomycetes, Agaricales, Hydnangiaceae. Bases 1 to 1287 code for a protein of 428 amino acids. Gene Ontology annotation, molecular function: protein dimerization activity. The record is from RefSeq and is a predicted model, not a curated record. The transcript has a single exon.
AUGCCCGACAACCGAAAACACCUAUACGCUGCUUCUUGUAACCCUCCUCGCCGUGCUAAACGUCUCCCGGUCCCUGAAUCCCCCUUGGACCUCGCUCAGGAACACCCUGAUAUGUCGCUUCCCCGACCAAUCCUUCCCAAGAACUUACCUCACUCAAUGAAACCAACCACAAACCCAGUUCUUUCCGACGAGCAUGCUGUGCCAGCUCAGCAGGCCCCUGCGCCGUCGAAGCGGGGUCGCAAACCUGGACCCCUAUCUCGUACUGCACGAGAAGCCCAGAGACGGCUUAACCAUUCCAUUAUCGAGAAAGCAAGGCGCACCAAGAUAAACGAGGCUUUAGCUACGCUCAAGCAGCUCGUACCGGCAGAUUACGGCUACACGAAGCCUCCUACGGACGAGGACGACGAAGACGAAGACAAUGAAGAUGAGGAGUAUCAACACGGUACCAAGAAGCCAAUGUCGAAGAAGACCGGGAAGAAGGAGGAGAAAGAAAAGGAGUUCAAACUCGAAAUCCUUGUUAGGACCGUUUCCUUCAUGCAGGACCUCAUCAAGAAGGUCGCUGUUCUGGAGGAAGGAGCUACCUCUCCUCAGCCGUGUCCUUCUUGCACAGGCUCGGGGUCCGGAGACCCAAAGAAGCGGAAACGCUCCCACCUCGACGAAGUCGACGGUAAAACCCAAUCAGACCAAUCACCACGCGAGAAAAACCGUCCCCGUCGUUUAACCGGGUCUUCGUCUUCCGGGGGAUCCUCCUACCCCAAUAACACUCAGCGCACUCCCCUAACCCAACCCCAAAGCGACGCUCGCCUCCCCUCCAUUUCCUCCUGGCUUCCCAUGUCCGUCAUCGACCCAUCCCUCCUCCCUCCUCCCCAGCGCACCCCACCCACUCCGCGCUCAUACCUCCCCUCGCCCCCCUCCUCUACGCAUUUUGAUCCCGUACGCACGUCCCUCGUGCCCCCCGCGCUGAGUCUGGGCCCGAUCGCUUUAGCUGCGCCUUCAGCUACUGCUACUUCCAGCACGCGUCCCAGGGCGUCGUCCAUCCAGAGCAGAACACCCGAAGACGAAUCUGCUGCAUCCCUCCUUCUGCAGAUCAGCGCAUCGUCCCCGCCGUUCAGGGCUUUAUCCUCCUCAUCGACGUAUGGUCUCCCGGAUCCGAGCAAGUUCACGCUUCACCCUUCUGAAAGUGUGAAGCUGGGUGUUUUGAAGGCCCAGACGCCGGGGUCGUUGUUGGGCUUGAAUCAUCGGACUGGCGGUUUGAGUGGGAGUGGAAGUGAGAGUGGGAAGCAAUAG